This is a messenger RNA of Phragmites australis (common reed), 2727 nucleotides long. Its product is annotated as probable alpha,alpha-trehalose-phosphate synthase [UDP-forming] 9. Gene Ontology annotation, cellular component: cytosol. The transcript has 4 exons. Gene Ontology annotation, biological process: trehalose biosynthetic process. The record is from RefSeq and is a predicted model, not a curated record. Lineage: Eukaryota; Viridiplantae; Streptophyta; Magnoliopsida; Poales; Poaceae. Gene Ontology annotation, molecular function: catalytic activity. The coding region runs from base 1 to 2727 and encodes 908 amino acids.
AUGCCGGCGGCGGCGCUGCUGGAGGAGGCGAAGGGCGGCCGGCUGCUGUGGUGGAAGGGGCGUACGGGAAGGAGGAAAAGUCGUGGGGAGGCCGCAGCGCUAGGGUUUGGGAGGUCACGCGGGCGCGACGCUCAGAUGUACCCCACCGGCCGCCCCUCCCACUGGUAUAUCUACCCCACCACCACCUCCCCCACAGACCAUACAGUCCACAGGCAUCCCAGCCCCACCGGAGGGAAGGAAGGCCCCACCGCCACCUCACUCCCUCCUCCCAUGCAAGGAAGCUCAAAGCCCUCGUGCGUUAACCCCUCCAUGGCGCCGGCGCCGCCCGUCCCUGGCGCCGACGAGCCGACGGCACGCCGCAUCGUGGCAGCGCACCGGCUCCCCCUCCACACGACGCCGGAUCCGGACUCGCCGUUCGGCUUCGCCUUCUCCCUCGACCCUGAUGCGCUCCCGCUCCAGCUCUCGCGCGGCCUCCCCGUGCCCGUCACCUUCGUCGGCACCCUGCCUGCCUCGGCCGCCUCCGCCGUCAUCCCCUCCGACGAGCUCGAUGACUAUCUCAUGGAGAACUUCUCCUGCCUCCCCGUGCACCUCGACUGCGACAUCCACACCGGGUUCUACGACGGCUUCUGCAAGCACUACCUGUGGCCGCUGCUCCACUACCUGCUCCCGCUCGAGCCGCCGGACGACCACGGCGGCCUCCGCUUCAACGACGCCGCGUACAGAUCCUUCAUCGCGGCGAACAGGCGGUUCGCUGACCGUGUGAUCGAGGUGCUGUCCCCGGACGACGGCGACCUCGUCAUUGUCCACGACUACCACCUAUGGGUGCUCCCCACCUUCCUCCGCCGCAAGUGCCCACGCGCCGGCGUCGGGUUCUUCCUCCACUCGCCGUACCCCUCCGCCGAUCUCUUCCACACCACCCCUGUCCGCGAGGACCUCCUCCGCGCACUCCUCAACGCCGAUCUCAUCGGGUUCCACACCUUCGACUACGCACACCACUUCCUCUCCUCCUGCUCCCGCCUCCUCGGCAUCUCCAGCCGCUCCCAACGCGGCCACUUCGGCAUCAAUUACCGAGGCCGGACGGUGCUGGUCAAGGUCCUCCCCGUCGGCGUCGACAUGGUCCAGCUCCGCGCCGCGCUGGCCUCGCCAGAGGCCGCCGCCAAGGCCAAGGAGAUAACCGAGGCAUACCGCGGGCGCAAGCUCAUGGUCGGCGUCGACGACGUCGACCUCUUCAAGGGCAUCAGCCUGAAGCUUCAGGCCCUGGAGAAGCUGCUCGAGACGAACGCGGACACGCGUGGCAAGGUUGUGCUCGUCCAGAUCAACAACCCCGCGCGCAGCCGCGGCCGCGACGUCGACGGCGUCCGCGACGAGACAGACGAGAUACGGCGGCGCAUCAACUCGCGUUUCGGCAGGACAGGGUAUCAGCCGGUCCACGUGAUCGACGGUCCGGUGCCUAUGUGCGAGAAGGCGGCCUACUACGCCGCCGCCGACUGCUGCGUCGUCAGCGCCGUUCGCGACGGGCUGAACCGGAUCCCCUACUUCUACACGGUGUGCCGGGAGGAGGGCCCCGCCGCCGCCGCCGCCGAGAACGGAGACUCCGCGGCGCAGAGGACCAGCGCCGUCGUCGUGUCCGAGUUCGUCGGGUGCUCGCCGUCGCUGAGCGGCGCCAUCCGCGUCAACCCGUGGAACCUGGAGGCCUUGGCCGAGGCCAUGCACACCGCCCUCACCAUGCGCACCGAAGACAAGCAGGCGAGGCACAGGACGCAUUACAACUACCUGAGCGCGCACGACGUCGUCGCCUGGGCGCAGUCGUUCGACGCGGUCCUGCAGCUCGCCUGCAAGGACCGCUCAACGAUGAGGUUCAUCGGCCUCGGGUUCGGGAUGAGCUACCGCGCCAUCGCGGUCGACGCGAGCUUCAAGAAGCUCACACCGGAGCACGUCCGCCCGGCGUACUGCGCUGCGGCGCGCAGGCUGAUCCUGCUGGACUACGACGGGACAUUGGUGCCCGAGGAGUCGGAUCGUAGGGCACCCAACGUCGGAGUGAUUGAUCUCCUCAAUGAGCUGUGCUCUGAUCCAAAGAACGUCGUCUUUGUCGUCAGCGGCCGCGGCAAGAAUGAACUGGCACAGUGGUUUGCUCCAUGUGAGAAGCUCGGCAUCUCUGCAGAGCAUGGCUACUUCACAAGGUGGAGCAGGGGUGAUCCAUGGGAGUCAAUCAAGUCGGUGUCUGGCUUUGCAUGGAAAGAAACAGUUGAGCUUGUGCUGAAGAAUUACACAGAGUCAACUGAUGGUUCGUACAUCGAGAACAAAGAGACAGCAAUGGUGUGGCACUACCAGAAUGCCGACAAAAAACUUGGCCCGUGCCAAGCCAAAGAACUCUUCGACCACCUGGUGGAUAUGCUUGCAAAGGAGCCGGUGUCUGUCAGCUGCGGCAGUAAGAUUGUAGAAGUGAAUCCUCAGGGGGUGACCAAAGGCUUCGCGGUGGGGAAUCUGAUCUCCGCCAUGGCGCGCUGCGGAGACGCGCCGGAUUUCAUUAUCUGCGUGGGGGACGACCAGUCCGACGAGGCGAUGUUUGAGAGGCUCGACAGAAUCGGGGGCGGCAACAAGCCGCCGCUGCUCCCGGCAGGCGCGUGGGUCUUCGCGUGCACCGUAGGGAACAAGCCGAGCUCGGCGAGGUUCUACCUCGACGAGCCCGAGGACGUGCUCACCAUGCUCCGUGGCUUGGCUUUCUGA